CACGGAUGCUGCGUGCGUUGGAUUGCUCAUCUCUCCGCUUAGCGGCCAAGCACCUGCGACGAUGGUCAGACUCGCCGCCCUUGCUUGGGCGACUGCUGCGAUCACAGGCUCUGCGAGCGCCGCGCCCGAGGUCGACGUGAACGGCAUUCUGGAUAUCAUUCGGGCCAUCCAGCAGGCGGUGGACUGCCAGUCUUGCCAUGCCGCGCUAGCUCCGCUCCAGACCCUGGCCAGGAAGGGCGACGAGACCUUCGUCAGUGCGAUUACGAACAUAUGCACGGUCUUUCAGAUCGAGGAUCCGGAUGUCUGCGCAGGCGCAAUCAAAGACCAAGCUCCCAUCCUCGCUCAUGACUUACGGAAGAUCGAUGUCGGAGGCGAAACCGCGACGAAGAUGUGCGAUGCAGUGUUCGGUCUCUGCCAACCACCCCCGGUGAACGAGUUGCCAGUCAAGUUCCCGAAGUCUGCCCCAGAUACACCGCAGACGUUCACUUCCACCGGGAGAACGCCAUUCAAGGUCGCGCAUUUUAGUGACGUGCACAUUGAUAGGCAGUACACAGUCGGUGCGGAAGUGAACUGCACGAAACCGAUUUGCUGCAGACACUAUGACGAUCAAGAGUCGAAGAAAGGGCACAACAUCAAGGUCGAGGCUAGGCACCAUGGAGAGAGGAAUUGUGACUCCCCGCCGUCUCUCGCGGACUCGAUGCUGAGCGCAGUGCAAGAGGCUGCCCCGGACGCAAUGUUCUCCCUUUUCACUGGCGAUGUUGCUGAAGCCGCCGUAUGGUUGCUUGAUCAGAACGAAGUCACGAAGGAUCUGCAAGAGUUCAACCACCAGAUGGCCUCCCGACUUGGCUUCCCGGUCUUCGGCGUAAUCGGCAACCAUGACUCUGCGCCCGUGAACAACUUCCCCCGCAGCACGACCGAGGCGCCGAACGUGCAGUGGGUGUUCGACGUCCAGAGCCAAGGCUGGAGGAAAUGGAUUAAUUCGACCUCGGCAUACCAGCUGGUUCAUAGGUCGGGGAGCUAUGCGACGGUUGUCCCUGGGACGAAGUUGAAGAUUAUAUCUAUCAACACGAACUACUGGUAUAAACAGAACUUCUGGCUCUAUGACAGCGACGAGCAGCAACCAGAUCCGAACGGCAUCCUCGCCUUCAUGGUGCAGGAGCUCCAAGCAGCCGAAGACGCCGGCCAGCGAGUGUGGAUCAUCGGACACUCGCCUGUGGGGAAGGGCGAUAUCAUGUGGGACCAGUCGAACUAUUACGACCAGAUUGUGCAGAGGUAUAAGAAUACGAUUGCGGGGCAGUUCUUUGGGCACACGCACUCUGACGAGCUACAGAUCGCCUACUCUGAUUAUAAGAACCGGACAGCGGAGAACGCAGUGAGCGUCGGGCUCGUCGCGCCCGCUCUCACCCCGCGCAGCGGCAAUCCCGCGUUCAAGGUCUAUGAGGUGGACCCGGAUACGUACGAGGUCAUGGACGCCAAGUCGUACUUCACCAACAUGUCCGCGCCGGGCUUCCGCAAGCAACCCAAAUGGUCCCUCUUCUACAGCGCGCGCGAGUCCUACGGGCCCCUGGUCGACCUGCCCGCCUCCGCGCCGCUCUCGCCCGCGUUCUGGCACAACCUCACGGCGCUCAUGGCGCGCAACGACACGCUCUUCCGGCUGUACCAGCACCGCAAGAACGGGGGCGUGCGCCGGCGGCCGUGCAGGGGCGAGUGCAAGGAGAAGACGCUGUGCCAGAUGCAGAGUAUGCGCAGCGAGGAUGAUUGCAAUACGGUGACGCCCGGGGUGCCGGGGCUGCACGGGGCGCAGGAGGUUAUGGACAUGGGGAUGGUCCCGCACGCGCUGGAUCGGAGCCAUAGGGACCGCGCGCGGUGCGAGGUUACGGGUUUGAGCGGGAUUUUGAAGGCGUUCCUGGGCAAGACGAGGCGCGCGGGCUUCCAGCGCGAGUUGUGUGAGUGGACGCAGGACGCGGAGGGGUGUACGGCGUAAUUAUGGAUGUGGAUGGAGGGGGGGUGUAGGAUUGCGGACCUUUAACGGGCUGGUGCGUUUUUUGGUUUAGACGAUGUAUCUUGUAUGGACUACUCGGUUUUCUGUAUCCCGUCUUUAUGUAUGCGUAAUUCGCGGUCAGGUGUAUUGUGUCGUACUCAGUGGGCGCUCUCUUUUUAAUCCAUGCACUCCUGAUGGAUCUCCGACAGAGGAUGGUGA
Molecule: messenger RNA, 2200 nt
Organism: Gloeophyllum trabeum ATCC 11539
Lineage: Eukaryota; Fungi; Basidiomycota; Agaricomycetes; Gloeophyllales; Gloeophyllaceae
Product: sphingomyelin phosphodiesterase
Exons: 18
Coding region: 62-1984 (640 amino acids)
Biological process (GO): sphingomyelin catabolic process
Molecular function (GO): sphingomyelin phosphodiesterase activity
Source: RefSeq, a predicted model, not a curated record